Messenger RNA from Carica papaya (papaya), 1993 nucleotides. RefSeq lists its product as uncharacterized. The record is from RefSeq and is a predicted model, not a curated record. NCBI's taxonomy places the organism in Eukaryota, Viridiplantae, Streptophyta, Magnoliopsida, Brassicales, Caricaceae.
AUCAACAUAGACACCAGCUUUGAAGGACAAGAGUCUCCACUCUCCCACUUUCUUGCUGAUCCCUGCCCCAGCUCCUCCGACCAGCCAGAGAGUGCAGGCAGUUUGAGAAGACAUAUUGCUCAAUCACUGAUGCAACAUCAUCGAUUAAUUGAAAGAAGUAACAAUGCAUUGCGACCUGUAUCUCCUGCAAGUUUUGGUAGUUCAAUGGAGGUGGCGCCUUAUAACCCUGCAGUUACUCCUACUAGUUCUUUGGACUUCACGGGAAGAAUUGGUGGGUCAAAUUACAAUCUUAAAACAUCUACAGAGCUGCUCAAAGUAUUAAACCGAAUCUGGAGUUUAGAAGAACAGCAUUCAUCUAAUAUCUCAUUAAUAAAAGCAUUGAAGACAGAGCUAGACCAUGCCCGUGUCAGAAUCAAAGAGCUGCUCCAAGAUCAGCAGGCAGAUCGACAUGAAAUAGAUGAUUUAAUGAAGCAGAUAGCAGAAGAUAAAGUAGUCAGGAAGACUAAGGAGCACGACCGGAUCCAAGCUGCUAUGCAGUCUGUGAGGGACGAGUUAGAAGAUGAAAGAAAGUUAAGGAAACGAUCGGAGAGCUUGCAUCGGAAGUUAGCUCGGGAGCUUUCUGAGGUGAAGUCUUCUCUUUCUAAUGCUUUGAAAGAGCUAGAAAGGGAAACCAAAUCAAGGAAGCUUUUGGAGAACCUUUGUGAUGAAUUUGCUAAAGAAAUAAAAGACUAUGAGCAGGAGGUUCACUCUUUGAAACAGAAAUCAGAAAAAGAUUGGAUAGGGAGGGCUGAUCAUGAUCGUUUAAUUCUCCAUAUAUCUGAAUCCUGGCUUGAUGAAAGGAUGCAAAUGAAGCUAGAGGAAGCUCAGUCUGGUUUUGUUGAGAACAAAUCAAUAGUAGAGAAAUUAGGGUUUGAAAUAGAGACCUUCCUUCAAGCCAAGCGGAAGGGAAAUUUCAAGGUUACUGAUUAUACAUUGCCAACACCGAAGGACCGCCGCCAUUCGCUAGAAUCUGUCAUUCUGAAUGACACAGUGAGUGCACUCCAAGAUGUGGGCAAUGGAGAAGAUUCUGCAGGGAGCGGAUCAAAUUGUUUUGAGCUCAACAAACCAAGCAAUGCUGGCCUCAACUCCUAUGGGGAUGAAGCUGUGGAUGGCCAUAUUGAUGAGACUGUAAAAUCGAAUCAUGCGAACGGCAAACCUGCAUCUCAGGAAAACAUAAAAAGUCGAAAACUGUCAAGCUUGCAAGUGAAGUUUGAAGAGCAAAUGGCUUGGACCAUGUCUUGCAAUGGAAAUAAGAAGUCCAAGGCGGUGGAUAAGGAAGAGGGACACAGUGGUCAGGGGAAGCCGGUGGAAAUAAGUGUUUCCCAAAGAUCUGAAAAUUGCGAAAUCUCUGAAGAGGGAGGUCAUGAAAGAAAAAAUAAACUUGAGGAGAUUCAUGGAAAUUCAAAUUAUGUAAUGGAAAACAUGAUAAGGAAUCAUAUAUUGUUAUCAGAAGGUGGGAACAUACAACAUUCAGAGAAUGAUUAUGGUGAGGCUUCUUGCAGUUACUCUGCACGGAGGAAUCAAGCAAGUCCUGUAUGGCAAUGGAUGCCAAAAAUCAUAACCCCGGAUCUUGGUAUAUCUGAGUCUUCUACGAAGUUACCUCCUGGAUUGAAGGAUAACACGUUGAAAGCAAAGCUUCUUGAAGCCAGAUCAAAAGGGCAACGAUCCCGCUUCAAAGUUUUUAAAAACUCCUCAUAAUCUGUAGAGAAAAUAUGCUAAAGAGUUUGGAGGAUCCCUGUCAAGCCAAUGCGAGUGGCUGAAAUGCAUUUGCCUUGCAACUGGGAAUUGUGUCAUUAUGAAUCCUGACCUUGGAGCUCUGUAAAAUUUGAAGACUUCCAACUUGACUGAAGUUUUGAACUUCAGCUGGUAAUAUUGUACAAAGUCUGUAUAUGUGUAAUGUCAUUAUAUAACUACAAAAUUAGACAAAUUUGAAAAACCACUACAAUUUUGAAGA